AACUGAAUCAUUUUAUCCAUCAUUCCCACAAUGCACAGAGACUCACCAAAAUAGCACGAUUUUCAGGUAUCAUGUCGACAACCGCUCCUGCCUGAAACAUCUCUCCAUUCCACUGAAAGGAUUUCUUCAAUCACGAAGAACGUAAAUCAAUCUCAAAUGACGAAAAGCGCACUGAUGUUUUCUUAAGAUUGGAGGAAGGCUGAGUUUACCGUCAUGGCAGCGUCUGAAUUGUACACAAAGUAUGCCCGGGUCUGGAUCCCGGACUCGGAGGAAGUGUGGAAAUCGGCGGAGCUCACCAAGGACUACAAGCAGGGAGACACCACGCUUCAGCUGCAGCUAGAGGAUGGAACGGCGUUGGAACACAAAUUGGACCCAAAAACCAAGAACCUGCCCUACCUGCGGAACCCUGACAUCCUGGUGGGGGAGAACGACCUCACUGCCCUCAGUUACCUCCAUGAACCCGCUGUCCUACACAACCUGAAAGUGCGCUUCAUCGACUCCAAGCUAAUCUACACAUACUGCGGUAUUGUCUUGGUGGCCAUCAAUCCCUAUGAGACUCUACCCAUCUAUGGAACAGACAUCAUCAAUGCGUACAGUGGGCAGAACAUGGGGGACAUGGACCCUCACAUAUUUGCUGUAGCUGAGGAGGCAUACAAGCAGAUGGCCAGGGAUGAGAGAAACCAGUCCAUUAUUGUCAGUGGGGAGUCUGGCGCAGGGAAGACGGUCUCAGCCAAAUAUGCCAUGCGGUACUUUGCCACAGUCAGUGGCUCUGCCAGCGAGGCCAACGUGGAGGAGAAAGUGCUGGCUUCCAACCCCAUCAUGGAGGCUAUUGGAAAUGCAAAGACCACCAGGAAUGACAACAGCAGCAGGUUUGGGAAGUACAUCGAGAUCGGCUUCGACAAGCGAUACCGCAUCAUUGGGGCCAACAUGAGGACGUACCUGCUGGAGAAAUCCAGAGUGGUGUUUCAGGCAGAUGAAGAGAGAAACUACCAUAUCUUCUACCAGCUGUGUGCCUCUGCACAUUUGCCUGAAUUCAAAUCCCUUAAGUUAGGAAGUGCUGAUGACUUUCACUACACCAACCAGGGUCAAAGCCCUGUAAUCGAUGGCGUGGGCGAUGCCGUGGAGCUGUCCACCAGUAGACAUGCUUUCUCUCUUCUGGGGAUUAAUGAAUCCUCUCAGAUGGGCCUAUUCCAAAUUCUCGCCGCGAUCCUUCACCUUGGCAACGUGGACGUGAAAGAUCGGGACGCGGACAGCAGCAGCAUCCCGCCCAACAACAAUCACCUGACCAUCUUCUGCGACCUCAUGGGGGUGACAUAUCAGGACAUGUCCCACUGGCUGUGCCACAAGAAGCUGAAGACGGCUUCAGAGACCUACAUCAAAACCAUCCCCAAACUGCAGGCCAUCAAUGCCCGGGAUGCCCUCGCCAAACAUAUUUAUGCCAAACUCUUCAACUGGAUCGUGGACCAUGUCAAUAAGGCCUUGCAUUCCAACCAAAAACAACACUCCUUCAUCGGAGUCCUGGACAUUUACGGGUUUGAAACAUUUGAGAUCAAUAGCUUUGAACAGUUUUGCAUAAAUUAUGCUAAUGAGAAGCUCCAGCAGCAGUUUAACAUGCAUGUCUUCAAACUGGAGCAGGAGGAAUACAUGAAGGAGCAGAUCCCCUGGACACUGAUCGACUUCUAUGACAAUCAGCCCUGCAUCAAUCUGAUUGAAGCAAAAAUGGGUGUCCUGGACCUUCUGGACGAAGAGUGCAAGAUGCCCAAGGGAUCUGAUGACAGCUGGGCACAGAAGCUGUACAACACUCAUCUGAAGACCUGCACCCUUUUCGAGAAACCCCGCAUGUCCAAUAAAGCCUUCAUUAUCCAGCACUUUGCAGACAAGGUGGAAUAUCAGUGCGACGGUUUCCUGGAGAAAAACAAAGACACCGUCAAUGAGGAGCAGAUCAAUGUGCUGAAAGCGAGCAAGAAGUUUGAUCUGCUGGUGGAGCUGUUCCAGGAUGAGGAGAAGGCCACCAGCCCCACAGGUGCGCACCCUGGUGGCCGCACCAGGCUUAGCAUCAAACCAGAUAAGUCCCGGCCAGGCCAGGCCAGUAAGGAGCACAAGAAGACUGUGGGUCUGCAGUUCCGUAACUCGCUGCAGCUGCUGAUGGAGACCCUGAACGCAACCACACCGCACUAUGUACGCUGCAUCAAGCCCAACGACCUCAAGUUCCCUUUCACGUUUGACCCUAAGAGGGCUGUGCAGCAGCUCAGAGCCUGCGGUGUCCUGGAGACCAUCCGGAUCUCUGCUGCUGGCUUCCCCUCCAGGUGGACCUAUCAGGAGUUCUUCAGUCGGUACCGGGUUCUGAUGAAGCAGAAGGACGUGCUGACCGACAAGAAGCUGACCUGCAGGAAUGUACUGGAAAAGCUUGUGCAGGACCAGGACAAGUACCAGUUCGGUAAGACGAAGAUCUUCUUCCGGGCGGGGCAGGUGGCCUACCUGGAGAAGCUGCGUGCGGACAAGCUGCGGGCGGCCUGCAUCCGCAUCCAGAAGACCAUCCGCUGCUGGCUGGUCCGCAAGAAGUACCUGCGCAUGAGGAGCGCCGCCAUCAACAUCCAGAGACACGUGCGCGGCUUCCAGGCGCGAUGCUUGGCCAAGUUCCUGCGCCGGACCCGAGCGGCCAUCAUCGUGCAGAAGUACCAGCGCAUGUACGUGCAGAGGAAGCGCUACCGCCGCCAACAGGCCGCCGCGCUCAUUAUCCAGUGCAUCCUGCGGGCCUACAUGGCAAGGCAGCAGUACCAGGGGCUCCUGCGAGAACACAAGGCCGUCAUCCUGCAGAAGACGGUGCGGGGAUGGCUGGCCAGGCAGUGGUACAAGAGGUCGCUGGCCGCCAUCGUCUACCUGCAGUGCUGCGUGCGGCGCAUGCGGGCCAAGCGCGAGCUCAAGAAGCUGAAGAUCGAGGCGCGCUCCGUGGAGCACUUCAAGAAGCUCAACAUCGGCAUGGAGAACAAGAUCAUGCAGCUGCAGCGCAGGGUCGACGAGCAGAACAAAGAGAACAAGUCGCUGAGCGAGCGUCUGAACGGGCUGGAGACCUCGUACGCGGCCGAGGGCGAGAAGCUGCGCGGCGAGGUGGCCCGCCUCCGCGGGUCGCAGGAGGAGGCACGGAACAACGCCAACCGCAUCACCUCCCUGCUGGAGGAGCUGGCCCUCCUGCGCAAGGAGCUGGAGACCACCCGCAACGAGAAGCAAGUGAUCGAGGACUGGGCCGAGACCUACCGCGACGAGAUGGAGCAGAUGGUGGCAGAGCUGAAGGACCAGAACAACUUGCUGAAGAGCGAGAAGGACGAUCUGAACCGGCUCAUCCAGGAGCAGAGUCAGGAGAUGACAGAGAAAAUGCAGAAGGUCCUGCAGGAGGAAACCAAGCAGCUGGAGAACGACCUAAACGAGGAGCGCUCGCGCUACCAGAACCUUCUGUCCGAGCACCUGAGGCUGGAGGAGCGAUACGACGACCUGAAAGAGGAGAUCACCUUGACCGUGAAUGUUCCCAAGCCUGGCCACCGGCGAACCGACUCCACCCACAGCAGCAACGAAUCAGAAUGCACCUACAACUCGGAGUUCGCCGAAUCAGAGGAAAGCUCACGCGGAGGAGAGGAUGUUACCAAAGCCACGCUGGACAUGUCUCUGUUCCUCAAGCUUCAGAAGAGAGUGUCCGAACUGGAGCAAGAGAAGCAGUCUCUGCAGAAGGAGCUUGACACGAGAGAAGAGCAGUUCCAGCGAGCAAGAGCCAGGGAUGAUGAGGAACACAAGAAGGCCAGAGGGGCUGAGCUGGAGUACGAGUCUCUCAAGCGCCAGGAGCUGGAGUCUGAGAACAAGAAGCUGAAGCACGACCUGAACGAGAUGCGGCAGUCCCUGACGGAGAACGCCGGUGCCGCCAAAGCCGCUCCAGGAUCUCCCGCCUACAAGGUGCUCCUGGACCAGCUCAACUGUUCCAACGAGGAGCUGGAGGUGCGCAAGGAGGAGGUGCUGAUCCUGCGCUCCCAGCUGGUCAGUCAGAAGGAGGCCAUGCAGCACAAGGAUGAAAAGGAAACCAUGACUGACCCCGUAUCGUACAUGGAUGAUGUGCAGAAGAUGAAGGAUGCUGGGGAGAUCACGCAGGCUUUCAUAGGGCUCAAAGAGACCAACAGAUCCCCCAUUCCAAACUACCACGAGCUGAAUGAGGAUGGAGAGCUUUGGCUGGUUUAUGAAGGGUUAAAGGAGACUAACAGGCUGCUGGAGUCGCAGAUGCAGCUGCAGAGGAGGAGCCAUGAUAACGAGGUGGAGGUCCUGAGGGGGGAGCUGCAGAGCGUGAAGGAGGAGAAUAACCGGCAGCAGCAGCUCCUGGCCCAGAACCUGCAGCUGCCCCCGGAGGCACGCAUCGAGGCCAGCCUGCAGCACGAGAUCACCCGCCUCACCAACGAGAACCUGGACAUGCUCACGGAUGACCCCAGCAAAUAUCAAGAGUAUCGGCUGUUGGUUUUGCGGCGGAUGGUUGAUCUUAUGGAGCAACUGGAGAAACAGGACAAGACUGUUCGCAAACUGAAGAAGCAGCUCAAAGUCUUUGCAAAGAAGAUUGGAGAACUGGAAGUGGGGGGCCAGCUGGAGAACGUGUCCCCCGGGCAGAAUGUGGAUGAGCCCAUCCGGCCGGUGAACCUCCCGCGCAAAGAGAAGGACUUCCAGGGCAUGCUGGAGUACAAGAAGGAGGACGAGCUGAAGCUGGUGAAGAACCUCAUUCUGGAGCUGAAGCCUCGGGGUGUGGCAGUUAACUUUAUCCCCGGCCUGCCGGCCUACAUCCUCUUCAUGUGCCUGCGCCAUGCCGACUAUCUCAACGAUGACCAGAAAGUGCGAACGCUGCUCACCUCCACCAUCAACAGCAUUAAGAAGAUCCUAAAGAAACGAGGGGACGACUUUGAGACGGUCUCUUUCUGGCUCUCCAACACGUGCCGCUUCCUGCACUGCCUGAAGCAGUACAGCGGAGAGGAGGCCUUCAUGAAGCACAACACUCCCCGGCAGAACGAGCACUGCCUGUCCAACUUUGACCUGGCUGAGUACCGGCAGGUUCUGAGCGACCUGGCCAUUCAGAUCUAUCAGCAGCUCAUCAAGUGUAUGGAGAACAUCCUGCAGCCAAUGAUAGUUUCGGGAAUGCUGGAGCAUGAGACAAUCCAGGGCGUGUCGGGGGUGAAGCCCACGGGCCUGCGUAAGAGGACCUCCAGCAUCGCAGACGAGGGCACCUACACCCUGGACUCCAUCCUGCGCCAGCUCUCCUCCUUCCACUCCAUCAUGUGCCAGCACGGCACCGACCCCGAGCUCAUCAAGCAGGUGGUCAAGCAGCAGUUCUACAUCAUCGGCGCCGUCACCCUCAACAACCUGCUGCUGCGCAAGGACAUGUGCUCCUGGAGCAAAGGCAUGCAGAUCAGGUAUAACGUGAGUCAGCUGGAGGAGUGGCUGAGGGACAAGAACCUGAUGAACUGCGGGGCCAAGGAGACCCUGGAGCCCCUCAUCCAGGCCGCACAACUGCUACAGGUGAAGAAGAAGACCGACGAGGACGCAGAGGCCAUCUGCUCCAUGUGCAACGCCCUGACCACCGCACAGAUUGUGAAAGUGCUGAACUUGUACACACCAGUGAAUGAGUUUGAGGAACGGGUUUCCAUAAUGUUCAUUCGAACAAUACAGACUCGUUUACGGGACCGGAAGGAGUCGCCACAGCUGCUUAUGGACACCAAGAUCAUCUACCCCGUCACGUUCCCCUUCAACCCCUCCUCACUGGCCCUGGAGUCCAUCCACAUCCCCGGCAGUCUGAACCUGGGCUUCCUCACACGCGUGUAGAGGCAGUCUGAACCUGGGCUCCCUCACACGCGUGUAGAGGCAGUCUGAACCUGGGUUCCCUCACACGCGUGUAGAGGCAGUCUGAACCUGGGUUCCCUCACACGCGUGUAGAGGCAGUCUGAAUCUGGGCUUCCUCACACAGAGCUCUCUGUCACAGUAAUCAGUCAUUAAAGGGUGAGGAUAAAUGCAGUUGUCUUGAGUGUCCCCUUAGCAGCCAACUUUAAUCACCAAGUAGGUCCGGUGUAUUAUUUGUUAUGAGUGGUAGCGUGUGUUCAGGUUCUCUCAGUUCUUGGCCUCUUAUAGGAAUGGAUGGUACACUAAACCCAGAUUCAGUGAAGGACCACGGUCAUGUGUUUUGAUGUAUUCAUUUUCAUUUUUUUACACAUUGCUUAGCUUGGCAGUGUUCUGGCCGAUGCAUCACAAUGCUCAAUGCCUGUGCCACAAUGCUUAUAUUUUAUUAUAUAUAUUAUGUGUAAAUAUCACACAUACUCUUUUGAAUCUUACCUUGAAAAUCUCUACCUUGGAAAUUGUUUUUCCCUGAGAAAGAAACAUGCUGGGAUUGAUUGUGCUCUGAAUCAUUUCAACAACUGGAAAAGGAAAACUGGUGGCAUAUCGUGUAAUGUGUCAUAUAUUUAUGUUCGUAAGAGAUAAAAUGUGUAGAAUAAUUUAAUAAAAGGUCCGCUAGUGAACUAUUUAACAUAGAUGUUUAUUUGUUACCACAGGUAUUGUGUUUUUACUUAGCACACUUAUAGUAGAUAGCAGCUGUGUUUUGUGUAAUUUGCAUAUCCAAGAAUAUAGUACUUAUGCACUGUGGCAUAUAGAUUUCAAGUUAAAUUCUCCUAAAUAUCAAUACUGUUUACAACUCGGACUUAAGCUUGAUUAUUACAAAUGUAACUGUCCCUGUUCACAAAAUUGUGGAGUCAAGGCUUGUGGCCCAUGGUAGAGCCUGAAAUCAUUUCUGAGCUUUCAUAGUGUCUGCUGGGAUGGUCAAGGAUCUAUAACCUUAAGAUCUAGAGUACAUGCACGUGUGUGUGUGUGUGUGUGUGUGUGUGUGUGUGUGUGUGAGCGUGUGCGCUUGUGCGCUUGUGUGUACUUGUGCACAUAUUUGUGAUUUACAUUGUCACUGAUUCUGUUGGCGGUUUCCACUGUUACAUGUCUCCCCAAAGCCUAAUGCCUUACACCACCACUGUGAGGAUGGCCCCCUCACUGCCUGCAUUCUGGGCCUGCUCUACCAUGGAAUCCACUGUCUAAGCACAAACGCACACUGGAUAUUUCUCCUCGAGUUACUGACUGACUGAUUUCUCUUUAGAUGUUUUAAACAGCCUCAGUUAUUUAUUCUGUCUUUCAGAAACUGUUAAAAGAGGUGUUUCACCUGAAAACUAAAAUCACUUUGGGUGCAUGUACUGUUGAAUGAUAUUAUCAAGCAGAACUGUAUGGCUUUUUCCCCCCGUAUUUAUUUUGCUUUGUUUAGGCUCCUGGCUUUUGACAGGCUAGAUGCGUUACCUUGAACGUACAGAACCGCUUUUGUGAUGAAUGCCGUCAGCUUUUAUGCCAGCAGCACAGUCAAUGUAGAAUGAACUAAUGCUAAACUUUCUCCUUAUUCUAUAAUAUAUAUAGGAAAAAUACACAUCAUAACAAUUUAUGUAGCGGUUGCCGGAGGCUUGCUUUACAUGCUGUAUUUAUUUAGUUAGAAACAUAGCAGCUCCAUCUAAAUCAAACCCUUUUUCGCCUUUGAAUAUUACACUCAGUGAGACAUAGCUGUGAUCAUAUCUAGCGUACUAUGCAGUCAGUGAUAAACGAACCUGCAAGCUCUUAGUUUUACUGGCGACACCCACAGACAGUAAUACACAAAAACCUUUUACCCAAAGACGUGCAGUUUUGAUCAUGCUAGCUAUCCUUUUGUCUGUAAAGACUAGAAGAUAAAGUGAGCCUAUGCCAUCCCAUGCCUUAGUCAUCCUCUGGUCCCCAUGGCUUUAUGUGCGUCAUCCAUCACCCAUCUGUGCAGUAUGUUGCUCCACUUUGUAGGCAGAACGUUAAGUGUUUAUACUACCCAUUGUGACCCAUGCAAUGUACAGAUUCAUAUGUGUUGAACCUUGCAGCUUAAAAUUAGUGCGUUGAUCCAUAUAUUAAUGUUUUUUUAACCAGAGCUACUCAUAUCUUGACCAUUUUGGUGUGCAAUAUGAGCCCUUAUUAAUGUCACUGGGACCACCAAUGAUCUAUUGUAAAUUUGCCUUCUGUCAUUAUGUUAGGGUAUUGUGUGAACUGGCAAAACAAUGUAUGGUAUUGGCUAAAAGGAAUCCUUUAAAAUUGUGUGUUUGUAUGUCUGUGUCUGUUUGUGCGUGUGUAUGUGUGUGCCUGCGUGUAUCCACAAAAUAGAAAAAAUUGGAUGCUACUGGAAAAUACUGUAUUUAAACUAUCGGUUUUGCUGCUUUUGGUUUUGUUCAGUUAUUCAUAUCUAAUUUAUUAUUGUAUUAUUUGCAAUACAUUCAUUGCAUACAGCCUUAUGAAAUAAUGGUAUAUCUGGCAUAUGACGAUAUUUUGUUAUUGUUUUUGACUGCAGUAUUUUGUAACAUCCCUGGGGGGGGUGUAGAGGAUAUGUAAUACAGUCUGGGAAGAAUGGUAAAAUCUGAGAUAAAGAACUUAGAAUGUGUUCAGCCUAGUAAAUUACCCCCCAGUGAACCUUCAACAGUAUUUGUUCAUGCACUUUUUAAGUUUUUCUGAGGAAUCCCAAUAAACAGUAGUGAUAGUAGUUUGCUAGAGCUAUUGGUUUAAAUGGGUUUAUUAGGUAGAAAAAAAAUUGUGAAAGCUAUCAUUUUAAAAUUUGAUAUUUUCGGAUCACUGCAUUAAAUUUUGAAUUUGUGUGGAUGUUAGCUGACUGUUGGGAGUAAGUUGCAUUGCCUAAUUAAAAAACUGUACGCUAAAUUCUUUGCAACAGUACCAUUGCUAAUUGCUAAGUACCAUUGCUAAUUGGCUGUCCAAUAAACCUAACUGUGGUCUAAAGCAACUAUUUUGAAAUAUCUUGGUUUUAAUUUUUUGGCUUGUAUUUUCUCCCAUAACAAUGUCUGCUGUACUUUCCUUUGCUUUUCUAAAUUGGUAACUACUGUCAUGUGUGUCUUAGCAAUAUUUUGACGUCACCUUGUUCCAUGCAAAAUAACUACAUUGCAGCAGGUCUCUAGGGCAGACUUUGCUUCUGUAAACCGCGCUCUGCACCUGCAAUCAUUUUGUGGCUCUGUGAUAUUGAUUUUGGGGGCCAUCUUGGAAAUGGUGACAGAACAGAAUGUAACAGGAUAUAAUAACAGAUAAUUCAGUCAAACAGGAAAUUAAGAAUAUGAUGUUUAAAUCCCAACCCAAUCAGUUAAGUUAGAUAAAUGAUGGUGUGGGCAUCAUUCAUUUCAUAAAUACUUCAUAUAAAUGGAUACAUAUUGAGGGUCUGGACUAACAGAUUGAAGUAACUAACAGAUUUGAAAUCUUCACGUAAAACUGUUCACGUCACCGUAAAAUCAGCUUCUCUCCCGUAAAUCUGGGCAUCCAUGACAGCGUCAUGCUAAAUAAACUGUAAAUAGUUCAGAGAUGCUAAUAAGAGUAAAACAAUCAUGCUGAAAAUAUGAACCUGCUUCUUUAGGACAUGUUUUGCCUGGCCGAUGUUCCAGAGACAGUUCCUUGAGGAACAGCGAAUGUGAAGAUUUAAACUGUUAGUAGUUCACAGUAGUUGUAAUUGGUAACUGUGUUCGCUAUACAAUAUGUGUACUAAGGUACAAGAACUGUCAAAUCUGUAUAGACAAAUAAAGGAAUUCAGCACUGUA
Anguilla anguilla (European eel) is the source of this 9644-nucleotide messenger RNA. It is a transcript of the gene myo5aa, whose product is annotated as myosin VAa. Bases 214 to 5841 code for a protein of 1875 amino acids. The record is from RefSeq and is a predicted model, not a curated record. The transcript is spliced from 43 exons. Gene Ontology annotation, biological process: vesicle transport along actin filament; actin filament organization. NCBI's taxonomy places the organism in Eukaryota, Metazoa, Chordata, Actinopteri, Anguilliformes, Anguillidae. Gene Ontology annotation, cellular component: actin cytoskeleton; vesicle; cytoplasm. Gene Ontology annotation, molecular function: actin filament binding; microfilament motor activity; ATP binding.